GUCCAGUGUGCAGUAGAUGGCAGUAGGCAAAAUUUUUUUCUGCCUUUCUGUUUUUCGACAUUUUGCGACUGUGAUAGCCUAAACAGAACUCAAAAUGUCUAUCCGACCGGUCUAUCGACCCAAAAUCGUGAAAAAAAGAACAAAGAAGUUUAUUAGGCAUCAGAGUGAUAGAUAUAAUAAACUCAAGCGCAACUGGCGUAAACCAAAAGGUAUCGAUAAUAGAGUCCGCAGGCGUUUUAAGGGCCAGUACUUGAUGCCUAGUAUUGGUUAUGGUAGCAACAAGAAAACGCGUCACAUGUUACCAACUGGUUUUCGCAAGGUGCUUGUACAUAACGUGAAG
This is a messenger RNA of Mycetomoellerius zeteki, 340 nucleotides long. RefSeq names its product large ribosomal subunit protein eL32. The record is from RefSeq and is a predicted model, not a curated record. Lineage: Eukaryota; Metazoa; Arthropoda; Insecta; Hymenoptera; Formicidae. The transcript has 3 exons. The annotation marks the transcript as partial. Gene Ontology annotation, cellular component: cytosolic large ribosomal subunit; ribosome. Gene Ontology annotation, biological process: translation. Gene Ontology annotation, molecular function: structural constituent of ribosome.